This is a messenger RNA of Fusarium fujikuroi IMI 58289, 1179 nucleotides long. RefSeq names its product related to heterokaryon incompatibility protein het-6. The coding region runs from base 1 to 1179 and encodes 392 amino acids. The transcript has a single exon. The record is from RefSeq and is a predicted model, not a curated record. NCBI's taxonomy places the organism in Eukaryota, Fungi, Ascomycota, Sordariomycetes, Hypocreales, Nectriaceae.
AUGGCGCCUCCCAAUAAAGACGAAGAUGCAUAUCCGAUCGCCUAUCAACCCCUCAACAAGGAUAAACGAGAGAUACGUCUUCUUGAGAUCCUUCCCAGCACCUCUGAAGGCGAAGUCAACUGCAAACUCCACACCGUCCCCCUUACACCGGAUCUUUACUACACCUGCAUCUCCUACGUCUGGGGUGACCCAAAUGACAAGGAAGUCAUGAUCGUCAAUGGCGUCCCGACAAAGGUCGCCUGGAGUCUUAUUAAUGCACUUCGACACCUGAAGAAACACUGGACUGAUAUUGAACGAAAGUCAGAUCCUGAGCUCGACCCCUCCAAGUUUCGCUUGUGGGCUGAUGCGCUUUGUAUCAACCAAGAGGAUCUUACCGAAAAACGGGAUCAAGUCGGCAUGAUGGCAGAUAUCUACUCUUCGGCAGCAAUGGUUCUGGCCUGGAUUCAUCCAAGCGGCAAAGUUGUCAAGAAAGCGUUUAAGACUUUCGAAAAGAUAGUUCAAAUCGCUGAAGAAAACGUGGACAGUGACAGCUGGGAUAACGCAUUACCGUCCAAGUUUACAGGUCUUACAGAAAUAGAACUGUUCAGGAUUUGCGAAAGCCUACCUCCCUGGAAACCUAGCCAGUUGUCAUGGCUCUGUCCAAACGGCUCUGGUAUUGAUUUACUAGACUUCGUAAAACUCCUUUGCGAUCCUUAUGGGGCCGUGUUCAAUUUCUGUAGACUCGACUUUUGGAACAGAGUGUGGAUUUAUCAGGAGGUCAUUCUUGCGAAGAGGCUGUACUUUGUGUCCCGAACUCGCUGCAUAGAGCAUUCGACAUGUCUCGUGGCAUUAUAUGGACUAAUGGCCUAUAUGCAACACUUGAAAAGAACGAACCUGGUGUCGUGGAAGGAGGACAAUAUCGAUAUGUUGCAGUCCGUGUUUUCCAAGAUCUGGAAUCUCUUAAAGAUGCGCUUUGUGUUUCGAGGAAUUAUCGAUGGCGAUCAAGACCCCGACUUUUGUUUGUGGCAUCUGGGCUUGUACUUCUAUCCAGAUUCCGAGGCCUCCAAUAAGUUGGAUUAUUUCUAUGGUCUCUCGGGUGUGACAACAUCGCCAUUCGCCCCUGACUAUACCAAGAGCAUUCGAGAGGUAACCCUGGAGUUCAUGGCGUGGGUUUUGCCCAUCUGGAAAUCUGCCAAAUAA